Messenger RNA from Danaus chrysippus (African queen), 6972 nucleotides. The record is from the annotation of a GenBank genome assembly. NCBI's taxonomy places the organism in Eukaryota, Metazoa, Arthropoda, Insecta, Lepidoptera, Nymphalidae.
AUGUUCAAUGAUCUCAAGCAGCUUAGGGAAGGAGCGGAAAUGAUAUUGAAAACUGCUUUGGAGGAAAGCAAUAUAAUAGCUGACUUCGUAUUUGUUCCAUUUCACGAUCCAGCGGUAGGUCCACCAACAGUUACAACACAUAAGGAAGUGUUUAAAUCAGCGUUGAAUAUUGUUCGUGUGUAUGGCGGAGGAGAUUGUCCAGAGAGAUCAUUAGGAGGUAUUCAACUCGCGCUGAAAGUCAGUAGACCCAAGUCCUUCGUUUACGUAUUCACUGACGCUACGGCCUCCGAUCAUAAACUUGUAGGGAAAGUUCUGGAUACUGUGCAGAAAAAGCAAAGUCAGAUUGUGUUCGUGCUGACUGGCCACUGCAACGAUCUCAACAAACCUUCAUAUCAGGUUUACCAGCAGAUAGCGGCCGCUAGCUCCGGGCAGGUGUUCAAUUUAAAUAAAACCAGUGUUCGUAAGGUUUUAGAAUUCGUCCGUAGUUCUAUCAGGGGACGGACAGUUAACCUUGGUUCAUCAGUGAACCCAGCGGGAUACAACUACACCCAACAGAUUCCAGUUGAUAAGACAGUGGGUGAAGUAACAGUUUCUGUGUCGGGAGCCAAGCCAAGUAUUAAAGUUGUUAAGCCAAGCGGCGAAGAACUCACGGGCCCUCCACAACUGGUCACUAUAUUGGAUCUGUCUGAAAUUAUGAUAGUGAAGGUGUUAUCUCCAGAGCCCGGUUCUUGGCGUGUGACGGUCGGUAGUUCCGAGACACACUCGGUCAGGGUCAAAGGUCUUUCGGAGCUGUCCUUCACUCACGGGUUCUCUAUCACAGACGCGACAAGCCUCAAUGACACCAGCUACAGACCCUUGAAAGGUACAUACAAUAACAUGUUAAUAUCUCUUCCCGCCAAUUCCUCCAUAAAUCUCGACCACGCGGAACUUCUAGAUUUGAAAGGAAAACCGUUAUUUGAGAUACCUCUGAAGAAAAUUGAUGCGACCAGUAACAUAUACAAAGCGGACGCGUUUAUACCACCCGAGGAGUUUUUUAAUAUUGCAGUAGUAGGUAUCGACUCUUCAGGAAACGAAGUUCGUCGCAGUAGUCCUACAGCCGUGAGCUCUGCGCCGCCCGAUAUUCCCAAUCUCACGGUACCGAAGAAGAUAGUAUCUCACUCUCACUCUCGUGUGGUCCUACAAUGUUUCGUGGACAGUCUCGUGCCGGUCAGCGUCGUUUGGACUCGACGCGGCGUAGAUCUACACGAACAAAGUCAUAGUUUACGAAGUACGACAGUUGAUUAUGUUAUAAGUGAUAUGUCUGAAGGAGACGUGGGUACGUAUCGUUGUGUCGCGAGUAACGCCGCGGGGCGAGCCACUGCAGACACGAGCGUCGAUAUGAUAGUGCCUCCCCCACAAGUGUCGAUAUCUCCUAUGAACGUGACAAUAACAGAGACCGAGCGUGUGUUGUUAACGUGUUCUAUAUACAGCGAGACUUACUUACAUCGAGCGAGAAUCGAGUUCCAAGGAGAAUUGAAUCCUUAUGAUGUUAAACUGGAGCCAUCUAUGGACGGUUUUUACACAUUAAACAGAACUAUUGAAGAAGCUAAGCAAAAUGAUAGCGGUGUUUAUACCUGUGUCGCCGCAAAUAGAGGAGGUAUUUCCAACCAGUCGACCGAACUCAUAGUGGUACCAAAACCCACUGCUCUCAUACUUGGCCCACACACGAUAACAAAGCUUCUACAUUCAGACAUACAACUCGUAUGUCACGUGGAGAAUUCUGAGAGAGUUAUAUGGACGUAUAACGAUAUAAAUGUAUCGAACAACGAAGUUAAUGGAAAUUAUAACGACAUGAUGAAUGUUGAUAAUGUUAAGGAAGACGGCGUUUGGACUUGUACGGCUAAGAAAGGCAUAUAUAGUGCGUCAGAUUCCGUGCAAGUGACCGUACAUAUCAAACCUCAAGUUAGUAUAGUCGGUUCUAAGAACGUGUCACUGCCACGGAACAGCACUUAUGAUGUCAUAUGUACAGUGGUCGCUCGACCACAACCACGUGUGUUGUGGCACAGAGAGACCGAGGAGUUUUUAUAUCAUGUUCUAACAAAUCCUGAACCAAAUUUAUAUAGAAGUGUGUUAACUGUAAACGGUACGAAUGGUACUUAUUUCUGUAUCGGCGAGAACUCUGAAGGCAUCCAUCAAGAUAGUGUGGAUAUUAAUGUUUACUCUCCAAUGAUUUUAGAACAAAAACUAAAUGAUACCACCGUAGAAUUAUACUCAUCGGUAAAAUUCCAUUGCAAAAUAAGCGCAUACCCGAAGCCUAAUAUAAAAUGGAGUCACAAUAAUACGUACAUAACACGGAAUGAUAAUAUUGUCAUUGAAAAUGAUAUUCUGAUUAUAAAAAGAGUCGAUUUUGGUAAUCUUGGACUGUAUUUAUGUGAAGCUGAUAAUGGCUAUGAGAAAAUUACAGUAAAUUUCAGCUUAGGUGUACACGGACUUGCAACACCACUUAUAUAUAAGGAAUACGAGAAUAUUGUUGUUCGUAAAGGAGAAACAUUGAAUUUGACAUGUAGAAUAUUAUCUGGCAGCCCGAAACCGGAUAUAAAAUGGCUAUUUAAAAGAUCUACCCAUUUCUCCAGUUUACCAGAUGCUUCAUUGAAAAAUUAUACAGUUUUCAUAGAAAAUGUUAGUAUAAAUAACUCAGGCACGUAUAGAUGUGAAGCGAGUAACGUAAUAGGCGAAGAUGCUUAUGAACUCACAGUGAGUGUGCAAUAUCCGCCAGAACUACCCUCAGACCAAGAAGCGUACAAGUUAGAAGGUCCACAGCAAGUAAAGACGGGUGAUACGAUAAGUCUUAACUGUAACGUUACCGGCGACCCGCUGCCGCUUGUAACUUGGACCAAAAACGGCUUACCGAUAAAUUACUCAAAGAAAUUAUAUUUCUACGGCGAUACUUUGGUGAUCGAGAACGCUACGAAGUUUGAUGCCGGUGUCUUUGUAUGUAAUGCUAGCAAUGUACUGGGCUCUACGACGAAGAAUUUCACUAUAGUUGUAUAUGCACCUCCAGUAGUGACCUCUAGCGGUAUUGAACUGGAAGUUUUGGAGGGUGAAUUAGUUGAACUACCGUGUGAGGUCAAAGGUCACCCACAGCCGAGGGUGAAGUGGACUCACAACGGUCAAGACAUCAUAGAUAGUAGAAGACAUACAGAUAGAUAUGGAUUAAGAUUUAUUGCUAAUUUAACCGAUUUCGGUGAAUACGAGUGCUUCGCGAGCAACGACUUCGGAAACGCUUCGUUGAACUACACGUUGUAUAUAUGGGUAACGCCAUCUAUUGAGGGAAAUGAGGAAGAAGUUAUGACUAUAAGAAAGGGUUCAAAUGUUAGUGUUGAAUGUGAUGCCGUGGGAUUCCCAGUACCGGUGAUAACGUGGAAAUACAAUAAUAAUGAUUUGAAAGAAAAUACAUCGAAUAUAAGAUUCAAUAACAUCGGUUCGUUGUCUAUAACUAACAGUAGUUUAGCGACGCAAGGCGUGUACACGUGUUGUGCUGAAAACAUCGCCGGGACGGCCUUUAAGAAUUACAUUAUUAAUGUUAAUGAGGCUCCUAUGUUUCUGAUGGAUAACUUCACGGGUCCAUACAUCGCGUCAACUAUGGACAAAACGUUAGCAUUGUCCUGUAAAGUUGCAGGCGACCCUCGACCUUUUGUGUAUUGGAGUAAGGACGGUAUUGGCUUAAAUGUGGAUUCUCGCUUCUCCGUAGACACGGAAGGCACACUAAUGAUCAAAAAUCCCACUGAAGACUUAAGCGGUGUUUACACAUGCACCGCCGUUAAUAUCGUCGGGAACUCUAGUAGAGAUUUGGACGUAGAGAUAUACUCUCCACCAAUAUUAAUGCGAGACGAAAGUUCACCUUUGAAAAUAACGGCGAUAGAAGGAACGAAUGUUGAAGUGACAUGUCCUGUACUAGGAAAUGUUACUGUCAAAUGGUACAAGAAUGCAAUCCUGAUAUCGAAUAAUACUCUAAAAUUUCCGAACAUAUCUCGUACAAACGCAUCCUCAUACACAUGCGUGGCCACCAAUAUGAUGGGUUCUAUACAUAGUGACGUCAUCGUGGACGUACAAUGGCCGCCGGACAUACAAGAUGGCGGAGAUAUUGAAAUAUUGGCGGGAAACGAUUGUUAUAUAGAUUGUAAAACUGAUGCAAAUCCACACGCUGAGAUAAAAUGGUUAUUCAACUCAAAAGCUCUGAUGGGUGAAAAUAAAGAAAGGUUAUCAAUACUAGACGCGAAAGUUUAUAACAGCGGCAUCUAUCGGUGUGUUGCUAGCAACUUACAUGGGACCGUGUUCAAGGACAUUCAGUUGCACGUCAUAGAGCCGCCAUUUAUAUCACCCUUUGAUUAUUUAGAAGUUGAACUCAAAUCAGGAACAAAUGCGAGUCUUGAUUGUGAACCGACUGGAACGCCACCGCUAAAUGUGACUUGGCUUUAUAACAAUACGAAUUGGGUGUUGCAAAAUACGUCUUUAAUAUCUAUCGAUACGACAGUUCUAUCUGAAGGGCUUUUCACCUGUAAGGCAACAAACAAAGCCGGUACCAGGUCUAUAGUUUAUCGUGUAAUAGUUAUUGUAAGUCCCGUCAUUGAAGAGGUGAUCAGUUUUGUUGGUGGAGAGGGAAGGAAUGUUGGAGAUAUAGAUGAAAUUGAGGUUGGUACAAACACAAGAAUAGCAUGCAAAGCAUCUGGCAACCCUAGUCCCUUAAUACAAUGGUUCCACAAUGGCAACAUUGUUUCCAAUGAAACGGGACUUUACGCGGACUUGAUAUUAACAAAUGUUACCUCAUUCAAUAAAGGGGAAUACGUUUGUGUUGCCAGUAAUAUAGGUGGCGUUGAUCAAAAGAAAAUUAAAAUAGAUGUAUUAGAACCUCCAAGAAUAUUUCAAACUCUCUUUUACAACGCCAAUUCAUCGCAAAGCAACGUGACAUUAGAGGUACUUUGUAAUCAAGUAUUUCACCUUCACUGUCACCCAUACGGAAAUCCCCUACCUGAUGUAUACUGGUUCAAAGAUGACGUACCAUUGAAAUUUUAUGAUGACGAAAUGUUUUCAACUGAUUUUGGUGAAAUAAUUGUCUCCAAAGGCGCUAAAUACGAACAAAGUGGAAAUUAUACUUGUGUUGCUAGAAACAAAGUGGGCAAUGCUAGCGUCAGUUUUUUGGUUGAUGUUUUGGUUCCUCCUCCUCCUCAGAAAGGGGAAAUCAAACGUGUGAAAGUCUUAUCAGGGUUGUCACUCAAUAUAAGUUGUCCGGUCGAAGGGCAUCCUCUACCCUUCAUAAGGUGGAUUAAACAACCCUACACGGAAAUUGUGGAUAACACGAGGACAUUGUUGCUAGAUUAUAAUUCUACUUUACAUUUCCCAAACAUCGAUACAUCAGACUCCGGUCUAUACACCUGUAUAUCCACAAACAGUGUUGGUACCUCCGAGCUGCUUCACGAGGUCACAGUACAGACAGCUCCUACGAUAGCCGGGAAUGACUCACAAGUUGUAGUAGCACUUGGUAGAAGUAUCAUCUUGAAAUGUGAAGUUGAUGGCGUACCUGAACCUAAGAUCACGUGGUUUAAGGACGUUCAACCCCUGGGUCCACCGCUAGCUAGCGUCCAGUCUUUAUCUCGUACCAGCGUAGCGUGUGUGUGGUACUCCGCCCUGCGUCACUCGGGCUCCUAUAGUUGUGUAGCAGAAAACGACGCGGGCGUCGCACAUCGUCGGUACACCGUCAACAUCAAAGAUAGAAAUAAUAAGCCAGAAAAUGUUCUCAUAGACGAGUCUUCAUGCAAGGGUGGAAGCAUUGACAGGAGGAAGUGUCACAUGCCGCCGUGCGAGUCUCCAAAGUUUUCAUAUACACAAGAGUCUAAUAUCGGAGCCUAUCACCAGUCUCCAAAGUUUUCAUAUACACAAGAGUCUAAUAUCGGAGCCUAUCACCAGUCUCCAAAGUUUUCUUACACACAAGAGUCUAAUAUCGGAGACUAUCACCAGUCUCCAAAGUUAUCAUAUACACAAGAGUCUAAUAUCGGAGCCUAUCACCAGUCUCCAAAGUUUUCAUACACACAAGAGUCUAAUAUCGGAGACUAUCACCAGUCUCCAAAGUUUUCAUAUACACAAGAGUCUAAUAUCGGAGCCUAUCACCAGUCUCCAAAGUUUUCUUACACACAAGAGUCUAAUAUGAGUCUUACCACCAGUCUCCAAAUCCUAUAUGGUCUCGCUGGUCGUCGUGGUCUGCUUGUUCCUCGUCCUGUGACCCAGCCGUCCAGCUCCGGACCAGAACAUGUCUACAAGAACACUGUGACGGAGAUCACGUGCAGUAAAAUGAAAAUGUUAAAAUUUUGCCAACCAAGGGUUCGAAAAUGUCCGGGUGUUGCAAAGUGUGAGACAAAUCGCUUACAUUAUACUAUCGAAGAUGACCUUAAGGAAGACGAAAUUAUUCCAGAUUACAUUCCUGAAGCGACAUUUGAACUACAACCGGAGAUUAAAGAUAUAACAAAACCAAAGUUAUCAAGACCAGUAAAGAAGAAACCUAUUUCAGCAGCUCCCGUGUAUGAGGUGAAGGUUACAGCUUCUCUUGAGGGUAGUCAGAGAGGCCCUUGCGAGCCAGGGGACUGGUUUGAUGCUGAUAACAACAAAUGUGAAGAUGUAGACGAGUGUGUGACAUCAAGUAGCGUAUGUCACUCGACCCAAGUGUGUGUGAACACGCGUCGAGGAUACUCCUGCACCUGUGAGAAUGGAUACACCUCGCUGGGACCUGGACAACGGUGUAUAGACGUGAACGAGUGCACUCAGGAUGUUCACGAGUGUGAGUACGCGUGUGUGAAUACGGCCGGCGGGUACGUGUGCGCGUGUCCCGCGCCGCUCAGGCUACAUCGAGACAGGCGGCGGUGUGUCAUGCCGUCUUUACAGCACGAGCCCAUUCAAUACGACGAUUAUGAAGACACUAAAACUUUUUACAAAUAUUUAUAA